AGCCAAACAAAACCUACACACAGAAACAAAAAAGUAAAAAAACAAAAACAAAAAAAUCACCAAAAAAAUAAAACCAACUAUUUUUUAGAGAGCGAAAACGAAAAAAUUACACAAAGGACUCUUGAUAAAGGGAGACUCGACAACGCGCUCAUGGCUGGCAUUUGCAGGGAGAUGUUGCAUUUUAGGGUUAAUUCGUGUCGUUUUGAUUGAGGGCAGGACGUUGAGAAGGGUUCGAAGCUUCAAAACCCUAGGAGCGAGAGAGAGGGAGAGGUAACGAGAGUCUUAAAAAGAGCGGGAACGUUUCAGGUGCUCCCCGGUGCUUUGCCCUAGCUCCCAAUUGUUCAACUCCGUAUCCCAAUUCAGGUAUUCAACAAUAUCUUCUUUUUGAAUUGAUGGGAGGGGCAAGCCUCUAGAUAUUUAGGUAGGGAUGCAUGGAUGUAACUCAGGAUCUGCUCUCCUAGUAAAUGCUGAGGUUGAUUCCAUGGGAGGGGUUGUUGAUGGCGGAGUCGGGAUUGGUGUCAAAACCUCUCCGCGCAGAGCUGCAAUUGAGAAGGCUCAAGCAGAGCUUAGGCAGGAGUAUGAUGUUCGAGAGGAAAGGAGAAGGGAACUAGAGUUUCUUGAGAAAGGUGGCAAUCCCCUGGAUUUCAAAUUUGGCAAUGCAGCUUCAGUUAGUGUCCAGUCGACUUCUCUCACUGAUCAGCAAGCAGAGCAUUUUGUUACCAGUGAAGCGAAAGGUAGCUUUGCACUGACUGCCUCACCUCAUGGUGAUUCCGUAGAGAGUAGUGGUAGACCAGGGGUUCGUGCAGUUUGUGAACCCAAUAGUGCUGAUAACCUCCUACUUUUUGAUGGUGAAAGUGAGUUGCCUGAAGGUGAAAGAAAGUCUAUGCAUCCUCGUAAGAGGAAUACUGUUGCUCCGUCAGAACAAUCUUCUCAGAUGGAUGGGACUCAAAAUGCCAAGGAAUCUGAAGAUUCUGCUAUUUUUCGCCCAUAUGCUCGAAGGAACAGGUCCAAAAUAAAUCGAGAUGGAGCUCGAUCAAGUUCGACGGAUAUGGUUCAGGGUCGAGGUGGUCAUGGCUCUUCUUUACCUGCUCGUGGAGCAUCAAAGGAUGUGAAGGCUUUGACAUCUGAAAUAAAUAACCAAAAGGACAAGAAUAAUCCCUCUGUUAAUACUGCAAAAUCUGCAACUUCAAAUGGUGAUUUGGCUUCAAAGGUGAUAACUUCUGAUAAUCAGUUGAAUAUGGAGUUGGAUGGUGGUCAGGCUGUGGAAGAUAUGACUGAGCAGUCAAAAGCUGAUCUAUCUGAAACCAAGGUUGAUGCUACAGCUUCCAAAAGCGUGACAGACGACCUGCCUAAUGAACCUGCUCCAGUGGAGGCUCAUAAAUCUCCAGUUAACUUGGCUUUUGAGGAACCUGAUCUUGUCAGAGGGAAGGAGCAGGUAGUUUCAACUGGUCUUGGAUGUCCCCCUGGUACAGGUGUGACAAAAGCUGAAAAUGAAAUUGGUUCUAAUCAGCUGAAUGGCUUUGGUGAUGCCAAAAGAGAUAGGAAAAACAUACCAAAUGAAGGACAAAAUAGCAGUGCAGCAAUAGGGUCAAAGGGAUUGGAUUCGGAGUCCUCUUGCACACAAAACAGCCUAAGCUUAGAUGUAAAUAAUGAUAAUGAUAUGUGUAUAAAUCCAAAAAAUGUUGAUUCUAAUGGAAAGCCCAUGGAACAAACGUCAGAAAUAGAGGAAUCACAAAACUUAGCUGUUGCUGAAUUGGCAAAAGAAAAGAAUGAGAUCAAGGGUGUUGAUAAUGCUGCUGUUCUCUGUGAUACUAAUACUUCUGUGAAUCAAAAUCACUCUGUUAAAGAUUCUUUUGUAAAAAUGGAGGAAGAAAUUAGAUCUGAAUUGCAAAAUGAGGUUAGUUGUCCUUCCAACAAUGAGGCGCAACAGAGCAGUCAUGCUGUAUCAGAAGCUGAUAGGAAAGUUUGUACUUUGUUGGGUGAUGAUGCCAACUCCAACAAGGAAAUUUUUUCUGCUAGUAGGCCUCAAGGCACAAUGGAUAACUCUACUUGUGAGAUUCCUCAGACGACUUUAUCAGGAAGAACCUCUAUUACUACUGCUGAUCCACAAACUAGUUCAGAUAAUCAUGUCAAAGUGGUGGACAAGGCACAUGAAGAUUCCAUCUUGGAAGAGGCACGGAUUAUAGAGGCUAAACGGAAAAGGAUUGCAGAGCUAUCUGUUGGUACAUUACCCUUGGAGAAUUGCCGAAAAUCUCACUGGGAUUUUGUCCUUGAGGAAAUGGCAUGGUUGGCAAAUGAUUUUGCUCAGGAGCGUCUUUGGAAAAUGACUGCUGCUGCUCAAAUAUGUCACCGUGUUGCUUUGACUUCACGAUUGAAAUUUGAAGAACAGAAUCAGUGUUGGAAACUCAAAAGAGUAGCUUUAACCCUUGCUAAUGCUGUCAUGGAGUUUUGGCAUUCAGCAGAGGUGCUUCUAAAUAGUAAGGAUGCAAGUCUUGGUCCAAAGAAAUGUGACCAUGAUUUGGUAAGGUCAAAGGUAAUUGAGGCCAGUGAAGUUUCUGAGAACAAGACUGCAGAACUUGAUAUGGAUACAAGUAAGGAGCAGCAGGCCCCUGGAGAGAACAAUGAACUAGCUAUUCGGGCAUAUGCACUCAGAUUUUUGAAAUAUACCAGCUCUCAUGUUCCAUCACUUCAAGCUGAAGCACCGGCAACACCCGACAGGAUAUCCGACUUGGGCAUUAUGGACAUUUCUUGGGAUGAACACCUAACAGAAGAAAGCCUCUUCUAUGCAGUUCCUUCAGGUGCUAUGGAAACCUACCGAAGAUCUAUUGAAUCUUAUUUGGUACAGACGGAGAAAACUGGGAGUAGUGUGCAGGAGGAGAUUGAAACUUCUGUUUAUGAUGCUGGAGCAGAGUUUGGAUAUCGCGAUUUUGUGUAUGAUGAGGAUGAAGGAGAGACCAGUACGUAUUAUUUGCCUGGGGCCUUUGAAGGUAGCAAAUCAUCAAAACUAAACCAGAAGAAGCGGAAGAACCCAAUGAAAUCGUAUCCUGCAAGACCAUAUGAAAUGGGUGCUGAUUUGCCAUAUGGAAACUGUGCACAGCAGUCCAUGUUGAUAGGAAAAAGGCCUGCCAGUAGCCUAAAUGUCGGUCCAAUUCCAACAAAACGUGUCCGCACUGGUUCCAGGCAGAGGGUUUUAAGUCCUUUUAGCAGUGCAGCUGCUGCUGGGGGUUUACAGGCACCGGCAAAAACAGAUGCUUCUAGUGGAGAUACUAAUUCUUUUCAGGAUGAUCAGAGUACUUUGCAUGGAGGCUUCCAGAUCCAGAAAAGCAUGGAGGUUGAGUCAAUUGCAGACUUUGAAAGGCAGCUACCAUAUGACUGUGCAGAAACACCUACAAAACCUAAAAAGAAGAAAAAGACCAAGAUUCCUGGUUCUGCGUAUGAUCAGGGUUGGCAGCUGGAGUCUACUGUUCAGAAUGAACAGAGGGAUUAUUCCAGAAAAAGACAGGACAGUCAUCAUUUUGAUUCUAAUGGAACCACUGGUUUAUAUGGGCAACAUAAUGCCAAGAAGCCAAAGAUAAUGAAGCAACAGCCAGAUAACUCAUUUGACAUCACUCCAAGUGGAUCUAUCCCUUCACCAGUAGGGUCCCAAAUGAGUAAUAUGUCCAAUCCCAGCAAAAUCAUUAGAUUAAUUCAUGGUCGUGACAGGGGUAGAAAAGCCAAAACACCUAAGAUGUCUACUGGUCAGCCAGGUUCUGGUAGUCCAUGGUCGCUAUUUGAAGAUCAGGCACUUGUUGUCCUUGUACAUGACAUGGGUCCAAAUUGGGAGCUUGUAAGUGAUGCCAUCAACAGUACUAUUCAAUUUAAGUGCAUAUUCCGCAAGCCUAAAGAGUGUAAGGAACGCCACAAAGUUUUAAUGGAUAGGAGUGGGGAUGGUGCUGACAGUGCUGAUGAUUCAGGUUCUUCUCAGUCAUAUCCAUCUACGUUGCCUGGCAUUCCAAAGGGAAGUGCCAGACAGUUGUUUCAACGUUUGCAGGGGCCAAUGGAAGAGGAUACUCUUAAGUCUCAUUUUGAGAAAAUUAUACUUAUUGGCAAGAAACAGCACUUCCGUCGGAGUCAGCAUGAUAACCAGGAUCCAAAGCAGAUAGUGCCAGUCCACAAUUCUCAUGUUAUUGCUCUUUCGCAAGUUUGCCCGAAUAACCUUAAUGGAGGGGUUCUAACGCCUCUUGAUCUUUGUGAUGCCACUUCAUCAAGCCAAGAUGUUCUACACCUUGGAUAUCAAGCUUCUCAUGCUAGUGGUUUAGCAAUAUCGAAUCAAGGAGCUGUGGGAUCAAUGCUUCCUGCCUCUGGAGCAAAUUCCUCACUGCAGGGAUCUUCUGGCAUGGUUCUCGGCAGUAAUUUGCCAUCGCCAUCUGCCCCACUCAAUGCAUCUGUCAGGGAUGGUAGAUACGGUGUUCCAAGAACAUCUUUGCCAGCUGAUGAGCAGCAUAGAAUGCAAUAUAAUCAAAUGUUAUCUGGCAGGAAUAUUCAGCAGUCCAACUUGUCUGUCCCUGGGGCUAUUUCUGGAUCAGAUCGUGGGGUUCGUAUGAUACCUGGUGGAAACGGUUUGGGCAUGAUGUGUGGGAUGAAUAGAAGCAUGCCAAUGUCAAGGCCAGGCUUCCAAGGAAUAGCAUCAUCAGCAAUGCUGAAUUCUGGCAGCAUGCUCUCCUCCAAUAUGGUGGGAAUACCAACCCCUGUGAAUAUGCACUCUGGACCAGGUUCUGGUCAAGGAAACUCAGUGUUGAGACCACGUGACACCGUGCACAUGAUGCGACCUGGCCACAAUCCAGAGCAUCAAAGGCAAUUGAUGGUGCCUGAGCUCCAGAUGCAGGCUCAAGGGAACAGCCAGGGGAUUUCUGCUUUCAAUGGGUUGAGUUCUGCUUACCCUAAUCAAUCGACUGCACCACCUGUUCAAUCAUAUCCUGGUCACCCCCAGCAGCAGCAGCAGCAGCAGCAGCAUCCAAUGUCUCCACAGCAGUCCCAUGGACUGAGCAACUCUCAUGCUCAUCUUCAGGGUUCUAAUCAUGCUACUGGGUCACAGCAGCAAGCCUACGCCAUGCGCCUUGCUAAAGAAAGGCAAAUGCAGCAGCACCAGCAGCGUCUUAUGCAGCAGCAGCAGCACCAGCACCAGCAACAGCCACAGCAACAGCAACAGCAACAGAAACAGUUUGCUGCAUCAAGUGCUUUGAUGCCACACGUCCAACCUCAGACCCAACUUCCCAUAUCUUCUCUUCAGAACAGUUCCCAGAUUCAAUCUCAACCUUCAACUCAGCCAGUAUCACUCCCCCCACUAACACCAUCUUCGCCAAUGACUCCUAUGUCAUUGCAGCACCAACAGAAACACCACUUGGCCUCUCACGGGCUUGGUAGGAACCCCCAACCUGGUACUAGUGGGUUGACCAAUCAGAUAGGCAAGCAUCGUCAGCGGCAGUCCCAGCAGCAGCAACAGCAGUUUCAACAAUCUGGCAGGCACCACCCUCAGCAACGACAGCAAACACAGUCUCAACAGCAAGCUAAGCUUUUGAAGGGAGUGGGAAGAGGGAACAUGAUGGUGCAUCAGAAUCUUUCUGUUGAUCCUGCUCAUCUGAAUGGCCUUACCAUGGCCCCUGGCAACCAAGCUGCUGAGAAAGGAGAGCAGAUGAUGCACUUGAUGCAAGGUCAAGGCUUGUAUUCUGGGUCUGGUAUGAGCCCUGUCCAACCAUCAAAACCUCUAGUUUCAUCUCAACCUUUGAAUCAUUCCCAGCCGCAGCAGAAGCUAUUUUCUGGGGCAACGCCCCCUUCUACAAAGCAACUCCAGCAGAUGGCUUCUCAUUCUGAUAGUGGCACUCACGGCCAGGUUUCAACAGUGUCUUCUGGUCAUACACUUUCAGCUGUGCAUCAAUCUGUCCUGCCAGCAGCUAUGGGUCCGAACCACCAGCCAUUGCAGCUACAGUCGCAGCCACACCAAAAGCAAGUUAAUCAAAACCAACCUCCCAUUCAAAGGAUGCUUCAACAGAAUCGACAAGUGAAUUCUGAUCCACCCAGCAAAUCUCAAGCUGAGCCAGCUCAAGUGGACCAACAGCCCAUGAGCAAUGCUUCACAGAUGGGUACAACCACAACCAUGGCAAUGCCUCAGGCUGGCGGUGAUUCAGCAAACAACUUGGUACCAGUUGUUUCUCAGUGGAAAUCAUCAGAACCAGUGUAUGAUCCUGGUAUGCCAAAUGUAGCCACUCAAGUGGGAUCCAGAGGGAGCCCUCCUCUUACAAAUUCUGCUGGUAGUGAUCCAGUACCUUCUGUCAGUCAAGGGUUAGGGCAGAGACAAUUAUCAGGUGGCUUACCCCCUCAUGGGAAUAAUGCUGGGGCACAGUGGCCGCAACAGCCACAGAUACAACAAUCUUCCACACCGCCACCAUCUCAACAACACCAGGAUCAAUUACAACAAGAUCAUCGUAAUUCACCCCCACAACAGUUGCCAUUGCAGCAGCAGUCACUACAGCAAACUCCGCAUCUGCAAGCAGUAAAGGGCAGCUUGUAUCACAGGCCUUCCAAUUCUAAGCUGGAAUGAAGCAAUCUAGUGGAUGGAGCAGUUCCAACAGCCUUGGGUCCUGUAUGGUUGGGUUUGCAUGCCCUUGUAACAGCAGUGUACAGAUGAAGCUGAUUACUCCAUUAGGGCAUUGCAAUGUGGAAAGAGGUGGUUGCUAUUUGCAGGUUAGAAAUUCACAGAAAAAAUGGACUUUUUUUUUUUCUACUUUUUUUUUUGGGUUUUUGGGGGAUUAUGUAUAUUACCACUGGUUUAGAGUAUUGGGAAGAUAGAGACAGAUAUAGAGGCAUUUGUACAGGGGUCUCAUCUCCCUUAUUUUGUACUUUCUUCCCCGCCUUUUCCAUGGUCUACCUGCUCAUGUGCAGAGGGGCCCUAUUUCUUUUUGCCCCACUAGAUUAGUGCAUGUAUUAUUACCCUUUCAGUUCAAGUGGGUAGCAAUCAUUGUUAUGGGCAAAUGCCUUCGGAAAUUUUGUGAAUAUAAGGUUUCUGGUGUUCAGUGGAAUUGGAAUGAUCAGCAUGUGUCACUGCCAUGGACACCCAAUGAAUUAUUGUAAUUUGUAAGAGUCUUAAGAUUUUCAUAAUGCAGCAACUUUCAAUCGCUGAUCCGUUUUCAUUUCCACAUCCUGCUGGUUCUUUUAGUCACAAGCCUUCCAACCUUGAUGCCCGAUACAUUGUGCUUUUGACAUCAAGUAUUGUAGUGGAUGUAUAACAUUGGUCCUAACCUGUUUUGAAGUUUUAAUAUCCAAAAUGUGGUGGGAUCUGAUCUGAAAUUCACUUUGGACCUUUGAUUUGUUUCAAAUUUCAGUCUGAGAAGAGGCCAACUUUUGAUGGGGACUCCAGAAAGUAGUAUUCAAUGUCAAUGUAAAAAAUUUUCUGACGAUGCUGGCAUGGUAUUUGAUCUUUAUGGGUAAUUAUUCGUGCUAUGUUUUACUUGGCCCCUGCAACUACACUUGUGUUCUAGUGCAGAUUAUUUCCUGAAUUAGCUAUAAAUUAUGUAUAAUGCGAAGUUAACAGUUUCACUUUUUGCUU
This is a messenger RNA of Theobroma umbraticum, 7582 nucleotides long. RefSeq names its product chromatin modification-related protein EAF1 B-like. Gene Ontology annotation, cellular component: NuA4 histone acetyltransferase complex. Lineage: Eukaryota; Viridiplantae; Streptophyta; Magnoliopsida; Malvales; Malvaceae. The record is from RefSeq and is a predicted model, not a curated record.